Messenger RNA from Suillus clintonianus, 2615 nucleotides. RefSeq lists its product as uncharacterized. The transcript has 9 exons. The annotation marks the transcript as partial. Lineage: Eukaryota; Fungi; Basidiomycota; Agaricomycetes; Boletales; Suillaceae. The record is from RefSeq and is a predicted model, not a curated record.
CAGUGAGCCCCGUUCUCGUAAUGAAGCUUCCUGAAGAUCUUGUGCGGCAAACACGCCGAAUUCGAAAUAUAGAACUCACACACUCUGAUCUCGAACCCCUAUUGUCCUCUGAUCGCAAGAAGAUUCCCGGAGUACUCAUUAAUGCAUACAGCGCGGUACUACAGGAUGGAGACGACAACCGUGACUACGUCGUAUUCAGCUCAUGGAUCGCUCCUCUCGCUACUGGCCAAGUUAGACCAAGUCCUGGACAUGGAUCUAUCGAGGGACACAUUCUUCAAGCGACAACAACUGGUGUUCCAGCGGAUGAACUCGUUGCACGUUUCCGCUGGGGAUUUCCACUAUGCGGAGGUAAUCCUCUACACUGGGUCUUGGGAUGGGUGGAUUUCAAAUUGAACGAAGUUGGAAUUUUCGACUCCAUUCCUGAAAUUGAGUCCAAGACCUGGGCUGAACCCAUGCUUCUCAGCGCUGCGAACACGGUGCUGAACUUUAUCGGCAGGCCAGCCCUCGAGUGGUCCAAACUUUUUUGGAAGCGAGUGUUGUACUCGCCGCCCUACAGACAGCGCCAAUUAGAUGCCUGGUCUUGCGGGCUGUUCGUGAUGAUGGCUGUGGACGCAUUUGGUCAGAAUUCCGGGUUUCACGAUACUGGAGAUGAAUAUAAACAUGUUAUGCGAGAAAAGGCAUUGCAGGUGCUUUUGGCAUUGCCUGUUGUCCGGACCACGAAGCAUUUACCUACAUCGGAAAAUGGUUCAGGCACAGAGUCAGGCGUUGAAAUCGUGGAUAGUCCAGUUGCACUGGCAGAUAGUUGCGUGUCGGAAAUUCCAGAUAGUGACCACAGACCGGACGAAGAAAAUACAAUCAACAUCAUUGACGCUACUGCUAAUGGUGACCCAGAGACUCACCAGUCAUGCAUAACGACUUCAAAACGCAAAUGGGCGCAGGAAAGCAGCAAUUAUGAUACAGAUACCGAGUCCCGUAAAUCUAGACGCUCGAAAGUUGCAUCCGCAACUCGAGGUGAAAGAACAACGGCAGCGCAAAGAGAGGCAGCCCUUCGAGAGGACAAAUGGAUUCUGGACGUUCAGCCACAUUCUGUCAAGUGUCGUGGUUGCAAUAGCUUGAUUGCAUUGAACCCCAAUCCAAACCGUCACUUCGAUCGAGCCAACUGGCAUCAGCAUCGUGAAAAGUGUUCGCAAAUUACCGGAACAAAAGUAGUUCGUGUUGUGGCCGUCAAGAUUGGUGAACAAAGCCAGAAACCCGCUGGAAGGUCGCUGUGUGACUACUUUAAAUCUGCAAACACAAAUAGUCGACUUGUCCGCAGUCCUGAAGAGUCUGAGAACUUGCCGGACAGUACCAGCAGCUUGGAAAAAUUGAAAACAACCUAUGUAACCAAAACAAUCAACGUCUCGAGAUCAAUUGCGCUUGUGUUUCCUUCUCAAAAUGUGCAGACUGGUCACCAGAAACAUAGCACUGCACCAAACACGUCUCGCGCUGCGCAGAAGGAAACACCUGCAACCAAAGUCUGUCAACACUUGCACGACUACGAGGAAUAUGUUCUACGUACGCAAACUCGAGAGCUUGGUGGCAUUUCUCCAUCGUUCCGUGCUCGCUCUGCACGACAACUAUUUCCAUACAAAGGCUUUCCACCCUUGAAAGGUGCAGCAUUGCAAGACCCAUUGCCGGAGGUACCUGAGCAUGGCAAUAAGCUUGCUCCAGAAAACAGCUGGACCGAGCACGAACAGGGCCGCUUCGAUGAAACACUGCAGGCUUGGGCACGAUGGGAGGUCAACUACACUGGUGGUUUUGAGGCGGAGGCAGUUUGCAAACAACUCAUGAAUAUCUCGGUCCCCAGUCUCAAUGGCAAGAUACCACUGUUGCUCGUACCUACAGGCAACUCUGUUCGUCGUAGGAUGGAAAACGAUGAGUUGGAUGGUGGAUUUAGCUCUGUAUCGGAGGCAGAUGGUUCGGAUAACGAAGGGACUUCCUUGCAAUGCACUGCGGGUGGCACAAAUAUCGAAAUCACUCUGUCAGCAGCGCAUGCAACAGCGCGUUACUCAGCCUUAUGCGAGGACUACGACACCUUGUUGUCGGAGACCACAGCAGACAUGCCCACGAAGUUCACCACAACUACUUCUCCGACGGACUUGGAUAGCACCGUUAUCGUGACAGAUCCUCAACCUUGUCUCGGUGUCUACUACUACAAGAGCUCCCUUCUGGACGACAGUGGGAAACUCUCAAUCCCCAUGAUGCUGGCUGCUCGCGAGCGCUGGCAAUCCACUACCAAGGUGCAUUCUGAGCGUGUCGUGCGCAUCAACCCCAAUCUUGCCCUUCAACGUUCGCACACUCCUUGGGUGUACCUAUCAGCCACCACCGAACCCUCGCGCUGUCGCCAAACUCCAUCUACAGUCCACAUAUCCUACCCCCGUCUUCUCCUACUGCUCAUUCCACCCACCACUAAGAGACUUCAACCAUCGUGGGAUGAGUUGCUCGAUCAUGGAGAUGAACAAUUCGAACUGUCCUUCCCACCCGUUCGUGGUGUCAAUCCUUCGCUCACGCUGAAGGCCACUGUUGUACAUGCUAGCGAUACUCGGGACGGCGCACUACUUGACGCGAGUGACCCA